UAAAACUGAAAAUCACUGGCACCGCCACAUCUUGUCUGGUCUUUCCUCUUUCCGAUAAACUUUGCAUUCACUAACCUCCAAAUUUAUAAAACCAUACAUAUCCACACAUACAUAGUAUAUAUCUAUACAUAUUUAUACAUAUAUAUAGUACCGAUCUCUCUUCAUUGUAACUGUUCAUUUGAUACAAACACAAAGCUUUUUGAGAUAAUUUUAGAGAGAGAGAGAGUCAUGGAGAAAGCGAUUGAGAGACAAAGAGUUCUGAUCCAACAUCUUUGUCCUUCUUCUACAUCUUCUUCCCUCGAAAACAUUGAAUCUUCGCUCUCUGCAUCUUUUUGUUCUGCUGGUGACAGUGCUGCAUAUCAGAGGACCUCUGUCUUUGGGGAUGAUGUUGUAAUUGUAGCUGCAUAUCGGACUCCACUUUGCAAGUCUAAGAGGGGUGGUUUCAAGGAUACUUAUCCUGAUGACUUGCUUGCACCAGUUUUGAAGGCAUUGAUAGAAAAAACGAAUCUGAACCCAAGUGAAGUAGGGGACAUUGUUGUGGGCACGGUACUGGCACCAGGGUCCCAAAGAGCAAGUGAAUGCAGGAUGGCUGCAUUCUAUGCUGGAUUCCCUGAAACUGUCCCGGUUAGAACGGUGAAUAGGCAAUGUUCAUCUGGCCUUCAAGCAGUUGCUGAUGUAGCAGCUGCUAUUAAAGCUGGAUUUUAUGACAUUGGAAUUGGAGCUGGAUUGGAGUCCAUGACAACAAAUCCAAUGGCUUGGGAAGGAUCAGUUAAUCCAAGGGUGAAAUCGAUGGUCCAAGCGCAAAAUUGUCUUCUUCCCAUGGGUAUUACUUCAGAAAAUGUUGCCCAUCGUUUUGGUGUAACAAGGCAGGAGCAGGACCAAGCUGCAGUCGAGUCACAUAGGAAGGCUGCUGCUGCAACAUCUUCUGGUAAAUUUAAAGAUGAAAUAAUUCCUGUACCCACCAAGAUUGUUGAUCCUAAAACGGGAGACGAGAAACCUGUUACAAUCUCCAUUGAUGACGGAAUUCGGCCAAAUGCAACAAUCUCAGAUUUGGCAAAACUGAAGCCCGUAUUUAAGAAAGAUGGGACGACCACUGCUGGUAAUUCUAGCCAAGUGAGUGAUGGUGCUGGAGCCGUCCUCCUCAUGAAACGAAGUGUUGCAAUGCAGAAAGGAUUGCAGAUUCUUGGCGUGUUCAGGACCUUUGCUGCUGUUGGUGUAGACCCUGCUAUUAUGGGUGUUGGCCCAGCUGUUGCAAUUCCAGCUGCAGUGAAGUCUGCUGGUCUAGAACUUGAUGAUAUUGAUCUUUUUGAGAUAAAUGAGGCAUUUGCUUCCCAGUUUGUCUAUUGCCAGAAGAAGCUGGAUCUUGAUCCACAAAAAAUCAAUGUUAACGGAGGUGCUAUGGCCAUUGGGCAUCCUUUGGGAGCAACAGGAGCUCGAUGUGUCGCAACUCUAUUGCAUGAGAUGAAGCGCCGUGGUAGAGACUGCCGCUUUGGAGUGAUCUCUAUGUGCAUAGGCACAGGAAUGGGGGCAGCUGCUGUUUUUGAAAGAGGAGACUGUGUGGACGAACUCCGCAAUGCCCGAAAAAGUGACACCAACAAUCUUUUAUCCAAGGAUUGUCAAUAGAAUCAAUUCAUCCCGCUCUUUUACUCACCAUUUUCUUGUUCUCAAUAAUCUCACAGCUGGUGGUGGGAGUCCCUUCAAAGCAUUGUAAUAAAUUAUAUGGAACUUUUUUUUUCCAGGCACAGUUUCAUGUAUGAGAACCAUGUUCGAAAAUUUUAGUUAUUUUUAAUGUGAAAGGUUCUUUUAUCCA
This is a messenger RNA of Cornus florida, 1810 nucleotides long. Its product is annotated as 3-ketoacyl-CoA thiolase 2, peroxisomal. The transcript is spliced from 14 exons. Gene Ontology annotation, biological process: fatty acid beta-oxidation; phenylacetate catabolic process. Gene Ontology annotation, cellular component: peroxisome. The coding region runs from base 229 to 1623 and encodes 464 amino acids. The record is from RefSeq and is a predicted model, not a curated record. Lineage: Eukaryota; Viridiplantae; Streptophyta; Magnoliopsida; Cornales; Cornaceae. Gene Ontology annotation, molecular function: acetyl-CoA C-acyltransferase activity.